CCUCCAUUAGCAGGUGCAGGAAAAAUUAAAACUAGCCUCCCUUUUUUCUGCAUCUGUUAUAUAUAUCAUUUUUACAAAUCAAAAAUAUAUAUUAAAAAAUUUCUCCCCGUAGCCCUUUCUUCUCUGAUAAUCAAUAAUUUUUGGAAAAAGAAAAAAGUUUAGAAAUAGAUAAUAGUAUGAAAAUGCCGUCUUUGGAGGAUGAGCUGUUCCCGUCGACGCCAGGAAAGUUCAAGAUCGACAGAGCCCACAAUAUGAACCGUCAGUUCCACCGUUGCUUCGCUUCAACCAGCACCAUGUUUUUAUGGGCUCUUUUCUUGAUCGCAUUGACGGCGUCGUAUUUGAGCUUCCAGAGUUUCGUUGAUUCUGGUAGCCGCUAUUUCUCUGCUUCCUGGGGUGGUAUCCAAUGGGAAAAGCAUGUCCGUAACUCCGCUCAGAUCCACCGUUCUGGUGGCAUGUCCGUUCUUGUAACUGGAGCGGCUGGUUUCGUUGGUACACACGUCUCCCUUGCCCUCAAAAAACGCGGAGACGGAGUCGUUGGCCUUGACAACUUCAAUAACUAUUACGAUCCUUCGUUGAAAAGAGCGAGGAAAUCGCUGCUUAACAGCCAUGGCAUUUUGGUCGUUGAAGGUGAUUUGAACGACGCCAAGCUAUUGACUAAGCUUUUCGACGUGGUGGCUUUUACUCACGUGAUGCAUUUGGCCGCUCAAGCCGGGGUCCGGUACGCUAUGGAAAACCCUAACUCUUACGUUCAUAGCAACGUAGCCGGUCUUGUCAUGCUUCUCGAAACCUGCAAGUCUGCAAAUCCCCAGCCGGCUAUUGUCUGGGCAUCCUCCAGUUCGGUUUACGGUUUAAACGAAAAAGUUCCAUUCUCUGAAGCGGACCGGACCGACCAGCCGGCUAGUUUAUACGCAGCCACCAAAAAGGCAGGUGAAGAAAUUACCCACACUUAUAAUCAUAUUUACGGUCUGUCAAUUACUGGCUUGAGAUUUUUUACUGUGUACGGUCCAUGGGGAAGGCCUGAUAUGGCGUAUUUUUCGUUUACGAGAAAUAUUUUGCAAGGGAAGCCGAUCACCAUGUAUCGGGGAAAGAAUCGGUCUGAUUUGGCACGAGAUUUUACCUACAUUGACGAUAUCGUGAAAGGUUGUUUGGGAUCGUUGGAUACAUCCGGGAAAAGCACCGGGUCUGGUGGGAAGAAACGGGGGCCUGCUCCGUAUAGAAUCUUUAAUUUGGGCAACACGUCGCCGGUUAAGGUGCCGGAAUUGGUGAAUAUUUUGGAGAGACAUUUGAAGGUGAAAGCGAAAAGGAAUAUCGUGGAUAUGCCUGGAAACGGUGACGUUCCAUUCACACACGCGAAUAUCAGUUCGGCCCAAAGAGAAUUCGGGUAUAAGCCGACAACCGAUUUGCAAACCGGGUUGAAGAAAUUUGUUAGAUGGUAUUUAUCUUAUUAUGGUUAUAGUAACCGCAAAGGUGUACGAUAAAAUUUUUUUUCUUGUUUUUGUUUUUCUUAUAUUUUAUAUAUAGGGAUUUUUUAUUUUUCUCAUUAAAAAGAAAAAUGCAAUGGGAAAACUAAAGGAAACCUGUAUAAGUUGAAAGAAAAAGACGAGGAUUACACAUUUUUUGGCUGGGGGAGCAGUGAAAACUUUUUAACCCCGGUAGUUUUGUUGUUUGUUAGUUCUUUUUUUUUUUUGUGUAAGUAAAGUUUAUAAAUUGUAUUUUCCUUAAUUUCUUGGUUUGUUUCAUAUUAACUAACUAAUUUAAAUUUCAUUGUC
This is a messenger RNA of Durio zibethinus, 1769 nucleotides long. RefSeq names its product UDP-glucuronate 4-epimerase 1. The record is from RefSeq and is a predicted model, not a curated record. NCBI's taxonomy places the organism in Eukaryota, Viridiplantae, Streptophyta, Magnoliopsida, Malvales, Malvaceae.